This is a messenger RNA of Zychaea mexicana, 2351 nucleotides long. RefSeq names its product IucC family-domain-containing protein. Gene Ontology annotation, biological process: siderophore biosynthetic process. Lineage: Eukaryota; Fungi; Mucoromycota; Mucoromycetes; Mucorales; Lichtheimiaceae. Bases 94 to 2034 code for a protein of 646 amino acids. The transcript has 4 exons. The record is from RefSeq and is a predicted model, not a curated record.
CUCUUUUCUCAGCUGCUUAAUAACACCAACACACGCCGGCUAUUUUCUGCCUCUUUUUUUUUUCUACUCGCAUAUCUUUUUCAUUUCUAAAACAUGCCUGCUCCAUACUCUACAGCCAAAAACCCUUACUAUGGCAAAUUCGCCACCACAUCCAGACUCGUCGCGUGCUUGGUUUCAGAAGGUCUGGUGAAUGCUUAUUACUGCCCACAAGAACCACAACAACAACAGCAGCAAGGACAGGAUGGCACGAUAACUGGCUUGUGCAUGUUGAUGCGUAUCCGCGGUUCGGCCGAUAAAAUCAAAUUAUCGUCUGCCCGAGUCUCUUCAUUGGAUAACAACGUCUUGACCGUCAUUCCUUUGCGCGGCGUUCCGGAACUCGACAUGGGAAAGAAGACUACAGUGAACGGUGUACAAUGCUACAAGAUUGGUCUGGUGGACCCGUGGGAUAUGCUGCCCCAUAUCUACUCUCCUCAAGCUUAUGUGAACAAUACCUUCCCUAACACUUUGGCCGAUUCGGAAACCAUCUAUCGUCAAGUGAUCCAGAACCUUACCAAGCUGGGCUUCCGGGAUGCUGCUUUGGCUGAUGGUUAUGAUGCGGUCCAGCUUUGGCAACAGUUUGCCCAUGACUUUGGUGUGACCGAUAAGCUCACGGAUCUCAUCGCAUCGGAAUUGGCAAGCUCUAUGAUUCAUCAAACUUACACAUACGACUAUCCGAAACCCCUGCCAACUCUCGAAUCUUCUUCCAUCCAGUGGGAACAAUCGAUUGUUGAAGGCCACGCCACACAUCCUAUGCAUAAGGCACGUCGCAGCUAUCCGCCAUUGCCACCAUUGAACCCUGGUCAAGUCAAUCUUGAAACACCCAAGCUCCGCUUGCUGUCUAUUCCCCGCUCAUCAAUGCAACUUCGCGGAGAAUUUGAGACUUUGGCUGCUCCGUUGGUCGAUGCGAUAUUGGAAAAGACGGGCAACGCACGGGAAUUGCGCGCAAAGCACGCUGACCACGUGCUGAUGCCUGUUCACGAAUUUCAAAUCCCCAAUGUUCUCGAGCGAUUCAAGGACGCGUCUGUACUACCCGAGGCGAACAAUGUGACCGCGCACAGCCUGACUUCCAUCCGCUCGGUCGCCAUCCCAGACGUUCUCAAGGAUCUCACCGUCAAGCUGUGCGUUGGCAUCAAGGUUUCCUCCGCCCUGCGCACCAUCACCCCGUACACCACCUACUUUGGCCCUGGUUUUUCUGCCAACGUUGUCCCCCGACUCUCCUACGACCGCAAAGUGUUGACCAUCGAGCGCGAAUUAGCCAGUGCAGUCUACAGCCAUCCAGAUACUGACGUUGCCAAGCACUGCAGCUGUGUGUUGCGUGAAGCCAUCGAAUACCCAUCCAACCCUACCCCUAACGACGACGUUAUCAUUGUGGCUGCUGCUUUGGUCGAAAAGAUCCAAAAACCGGAUACCCAGGAGACCUUGGCAACGCAUGUAUGGAACUUGGAUACCGAGGAGAAGCGCAUAGCAUUUUUGGAUCGUUACAUUCAGCUUGCUCUUAAGGCAUUUAUUCCGCCAGCUUUGGAGAAUGGUGUGGCUUUUGAAGCCCAUGGUCAGAACACCAUGUGUCGAUUUGACCGACGUACCGGCGAGCUCAAGGGCUUUGUCAUCCGCGACUUUGGUGGCGUCAAGGCGCAUAACCCAACGCUCAAAAAGUCAUGUGGUGUUGAAUUGGAUGUCCUUCCCGACAGCUGUGUUGUUGCACAUUCCAUGGACGAAGUAUACAAGCUGCUCUACCACACUCUCUUUCAUUCACAGUUCCAGCGUCUGAUCCGUGUAUUGGGUAUGCAUCACAAUGGCCGUGGCUGGGAAAUGGUCCGAACGCACCUUGCCGAGUUGAUUCCUCGCGAUCAUCCAAUGUAUCAGUUCUUUAUGGUGCAAGAGAAGGUCCCUGGCAAAUGUUUGAUCAGAAUGAAGAUUGAGGAGCUGUACCGCGACUAUAUUUACAGCCCCGUGCCAAACAUGAUCCUCAGCCGUCCUCAAGAACUUGUACAGUAAACGAAAUAACAUCCCCUCCCCAUCUCCAUAUUUCUAUCAUAUUAUCAUAUUAUUCUCUCAUUUAACUCUACAUACAACUCAUUACCUUUCUACUUUUAUCCUGUGUCCUUCGCUCUUAAAUUUCCCCUUCUCUAUACAUAUUUUAUUUAGUUCUAGCAUCUUUUCAGCUAAUGUUCCUUCUUGUUCAUAUGAAUGUACACUACAACAAGAGCAUCUAUAUUUUAAAUUUGAACAUUGCUGUUUGAUGACUUUGUAAGCCGUGUAUAUGGGGUAUAUGGCUUUUUCUGUAACUGAAAGGAAAUACUAUGAAUUUUAAC